AUGUCUUCCAAUUCAUCAACCGCUUCAUCCUCCUCGACGCACUCGCCACAAUCAUCGCCACAUACCUCUCCAUCCUCGAUUGCGCUUGAACUUCCUUCGCCUGCGCACCGUCGGCGAUGUAUACGAUCAGUACUCAUGAGAGCCGGAACCUCUCGUGGCCUCUUCUUCCGGACGGCCGAUUUACCAGAGGAUCAAAGCCUUUGGGGUCCCAUAUUGCUGGCCGCAAUGGGAUCCCCAGAUCCAUACCUGAGGCAAUUGGACGGUGUCGGAGGCGGAACAAGUACGACGAGUAAAGUGGCGGUCGUGGGUCCCAGUAAGGAUCCCAGAGCCGAUGUAGACUAUCUGUUUGUGCAAGUCCCUGUGGACGGGAGCAGGCUCGACUUUUCGGGAAAUUGUGGCAACAUCGCCAGUGGUGUGGGACCCUUUGCUGUAGAUGAGGGCUUCAUCAAGGUUCCUGAAAGUGGCAAAUCUGAUGUUACUGUCCGUAUUCGAAACGUGAACACGGACCGUAUAAUCCAUUCCACCUUCGAAGUACAGGAUGGUGUCCCCGUAGAGAUCGGCGAAAUGCAAUUGGAUGGUGUUGGAGCAACCGGCUCGCCUAUCCGGUUGGACUUUGUGGACCCAGCGGGAAGUAUGACUGGCAAGCUGCUGCCUACCGGCUCUCCGCUCGACACUGUGACGCUACCUUCCAACACAUCCUCACAACCCGCCCGCACAUUCACCGUCAGCUGUGUCGAUGCCGCCAACCCGUUUGUUUUCGUUGACGCUCGACAGCUGGGCCUGACGGGCCUGGAAUCGCCCGCUGAGAUCGCCUCGUCGACAACGGAGACGCUUAUGGACAUUCGAGCCGUCUGUGCUGUUCAUAUGGGUCUCGCAUCCUCGCAUGAAACGGCGCGACAGGUCAUGGGCACUCCGAAGAUCGCCAUCGUAGCGCCUCCGAUGGACUAUUCGGUCCCAGCGGUGGAUGGUGGCAAGCGCAUCAUUCGAUCGACAGAUGUAGAUAUCUGGAUUCGUCCAUUCUCAAUGGGCAGGCCUCAUCCUAGUAUUCAAAUGACGGGAGCUGUCUGUGUCGGUUCAGCCUCCGCAGUGCCGGGCACCAUUGUCCACGAGAUCAUCAGUGGCAGUCGGGCAUCCAGAAUGCCUCGAGCGAACGGUGAUGAGGCAGUCAUUGUGGGUCACGCUAGUGGGACCAUGGCAAUCAAUGGAGAGUCUGAGACUAUAGCUGGUCAUGUCGUGGUCAAAAGUGGAAGCGUGUAUAGGACUGCUAGGCGCUUGAUGGAGGGCUCAGUAUGCUGUGUCGGGUGCUGA
Molecule: messenger RNA, 1308 nt
Organism: Kockovaella imperatae
Lineage: Eukaryota; Fungi; Basidiomycota; Tremellomycetes; Tremellales; Cuniculitremaceae
Product: PrpF protein
Exons: 4
Coding region: 1-1308 (435 amino acids)
Source: RefSeq, a predicted model, not a curated record